Messenger RNA from Polypterus senegalus (gray bichir), 2146 nucleotides. It is a transcript of the gene apcdd1l, whose product is annotated as adenomatosis polyposis coli down-regulated 1-like. The record is from RefSeq and is a predicted model, not a curated record. The transcript has 4 exons. Gene Ontology annotation, molecular function: Wnt-protein binding. The coding region runs from base 208 to 1710 and encodes 500 amino acids. Lineage: Eukaryota; Metazoa; Chordata; Cladistia; Polypteriformes; Polypteridae. Gene Ontology annotation, cellular component: plasma membrane. Gene Ontology annotation, biological process: negative regulation of Wnt signaling pathway.
UUUGUUGUUGUUGCCCUUCCAGAAGCUGCUCUCCGAGCGCUGUCUGAGGGGGGCGAGUCUCCACCCCCUGUUCGCCUCCUCGCCCCUCAGUCGCUGCAGGCAGAGCUGAGAGGCAGAUCAUCCGACAGGCAGGACUAGAGACCGCAGCCGCCGCCGCCGCAGCUCGCCAGCUAUCUCGUCCACUUUGCCCGGACCGCGUGCUUUGCGAUGGCUCUUAAAGCACACCUGCUCCUGAUCUGGGGCGCGCUAUCGACCCUGGAAGGAAGUAAGCUAUGGGAAGUUCCGUCAGCACCUCGUUCCAGUCUGAACGUCACUGGGAAGCUUUACUGGGAGUCACAAUGUAACUUUCAACUGCGUCACCUGCAGGAUGGGGCCCAAGUCACAGCUCUUAUCCCCCCUCGACUGGAAGGCAGCUGGGUGUCCACAGGCUGUGAAGUGCGUCCUGGACCAGAGUUUCUCACCCGCUUCUAUAUCUUCUACCCUAACCGACUAUUCAAGGCUCUCCAGUUCUAUUACCGGGAUGGCCGCUGUCAUGAACCUUCAUAUUCACUUGUCAUCAAAGGGAAGCUGCGUCUGAGGCAGGCCUCCUGGAUUACCCGGGGUGCCACUGAGACUGACCAUCACUUGCAUAAAGUGGGAAUUGUGUUCCACAGUCAGAAUACUAUACAUGAGUUUCUGCUCCAGAUCAACCAGACUUGUCCCCAGCUACUGUCUGGCUGGGGCAGUUGGGUGCUGGGUAGCAUGUAUGAGCUUUACAGUGCCAAGACAGGUCGGGAUUGCAGGGCAGCUCUGGGCUUCUCAAUGAUGGAGCUCAGCAUCCUACGGGUUGAGAAGCACCAUCACCCGCAAGGAAAGUUAGUUGAGGAGCUUUUGUUGGGAGAUGUGCACACAGACUGGAGCCAAAGGACAAUGUACAGGCCAACUGGCUACCAGCGCCCCCUUCAGAGUGCAGUGAAUCAUGUCCAUCCAUGUCCCAUCUGUGGAAUCAUCUUCCGCUCCAGUGAACAUCAUCCUCCAAUCCUGCCACUCCAUCCACAAAUUCCCGUUAGCCUCCAUGGAAAGUGGGUGAGCUGGGAGUGUGAGGUACGCCCUGCAGUGCUCUUCCUCACACGCUACUUCAUCUUCCAUGAGCACAACUCCUCCUGGGAAGGCUUCUACUACCAUUACUCGGACCCAGCCUGCAGGCAACCCACUUUCAUCGUCCACGCUGCUGGCCAUUACAUCAGUGAUGGCCACUCUACUUUCUGUGAUGGGGGCACAAAGUUCACUUUUAAGGUGACACAAGCACGAGUAACACCGGUAGACAAGGCGUCAGUGCAGCUGUUGAACUCCUCUAAGGAGGGUACAUGUGGAGACUCUGGCCAGUGGACCAUAGGGGUGGAACAGGACAUCACCGGGACGAAAGGCUGUACCGUCUUGGGCAUUAAGCUUCCUCAUAAGGAAUACGAGCUAUUCAAAAUGCAACUGGAUCACAAAGGUCGCCUACUAUUAUUCACCGGCGAGCGGCCCACUGAUGGUUCCAGCCCAGACAGACCACAGAAGAGGCCCACAUCCUACCAGGCACCAUUGGUCCAGUGCACAGCAUCAGCAGAGCAAGUAGACAGGCAUGACCAGCUAUUGCUAGCCUCCAGAAGUGAGAAAAGCAUAUUAGGGCUGGCUGCUUGGACCCCCACUCUCGUCCUUGGUUCCUGCUUAAUUGCAGCGUUUUGAGGCAGACAGAACUGUACCUUUUAGCCAAGUGUAGAUAUUACAGCCAUCAAGGUGGGUGUCACUGGACCCAUUGCUGGACUGCCAGACUGCUGGAGCAUGCAGUGUCCUUAUGCAGUCUCGUGGUCCGAUCUGUCCAAAGAUUUCAGUUCCAAGAAACAUCAGCAUCAGACGGGCUCCGUUGCUGCACUCUAGGACCUCUUCAGAAAGCCCGGGGGUAGAGCAGGAUGGAGUGCUCAUCUGCAAGAGCUUCCCUCUAGUCCUAUUUCAUGAGGGACAUACUGGCGUUGCUCUAUUAUCAGCGCCAAAUGCCUGUAAGGUAAACAUUUAAUUGAAAUAUACUUCUGUGACUUUGGACCUGCACAAGGUAUUCUAACUGAGGGACUAGGUCCUCGUCAGAUGUCAUACAAACUUUAUUUUGUAGUCAAUUCAUUUUAUA